CGUAACACUAAAAUGGAGAUCAAUACUGAUAAGCCGCGAGAGAAAAAAUUCAAGACAUUUAACGAAACAUUUUCACUAUGCGCUUUCGCACUGGCUUUCGCUUUUCUAUAUCCAAACAGAACCAACGCCGUCAAGAGAGCUGUUAUCAUUACUCUUAUCAUCUUAUUCAACGGCGGUCAGUUGUUUUGGUUCAUAACUUACACAUUAAAAUGCCUAUACACACUGGAUAUCCUUAAUUUCGCAAGGAACAUGACUUUAGCUGUGGUUCUUAUUCUAUUUUUUAUCAAGACAUACUACGUUAUUUAUGCAACAAAAGAUUUCGCUCCAAUUCUGAUCAAAAUGUCCAAUGAUUUGUUAGCAGCGAACGAAUUGGAGGAAGAUUAUCAAGCAAUAUACGAAGAACAUAUAAGACAAGGUAAAGUCGGUCAAAUAUCGUGGUUACUAAUACCGAUAGUUCUAAGCGCUCAGUUUCCGAUAUAUGCUGGCAUUUGUAUGUCCAUUGAAAGCAUAAAAACAGACAAUUUCACCAGAUUGAUGGUCCACGAUAUGGAACUGUUGUUUGUGGAGGAUAUUCAGAGUGAGACGCCAUUCUUUCAAUGCAUGUUUGCGUACAACUGUUGCCAAUGCAUUGUCCUGGUUCCAAAUUAUUGUGGAUUCGACGGUUCGUUUUGCAUUGCCACAACUCAUCUGCGUAUGAAACUGAAAUUGAUGACCCAUAAAGUGCACAGAGCAUUUGCGCACGCGCAGAACACCAACGAGCUCCGAAAAAUGGUGAACGAAGCUAUCCAAGAUCACCAAGAUGCUCUGAAGUUUUAUAAAGAAAUGCAACAUGUGUACGGACCGUGGCUCUUUGCUGUAUUUAUGCUCACAUCUUUUAUGAUAUCAUUCAACCUAUAUAUGAUAUAUCUUUUGAAACGCGUAGAUCCGAAAUAUACGCUGUUCGGACUCGUUGGCGUGCUCCACAUAUAUUUGCCUUGUCACUACGCGAGCACCUUGACUAAGGUAGGCGAGGAAAUAGGGCCAGACCUAUACGAUACUCCAUGGGAAAAAUGGGCGGAUCCUGAAGUCACGAAACUAUUGAUAUUCAUGAUAGCACGGGCUCAGAAGACCUUGAUUGUUACGGGAAACGGACUCGUCGUCUUCAAUAUGGAACUCUUUAAAUCUAUCAUACAAAGUUCUUAUUCCUUCUUCACGCUUAUUACUGCUUAGUUUUUUUUUCUAUAGAUAUGCACUAUUCUCGUCUUAAUAUGCAGCACUAAAUCAUUAUUUUCUAGCAUUAAAUAAUAUAAUAAAGGUUUCAAUGAACUACACUA
This is a messenger RNA of Manduca sexta (tobacco hornworm), 1313 nucleotides long. Its product is annotated as odorant receptor 46a. Gene Ontology annotation, biological process: sensory perception of smell; detection of chemical stimulus involved in sensory perception of smell. The coding region runs from base 13 to 1209 and encodes 398 amino acids. Gene Ontology annotation, cellular component: plasma membrane. Gene Ontology annotation, molecular function: odorant binding; olfactory receptor activity. The record is from RefSeq and is a predicted model, not a curated record. Lineage: Eukaryota; Metazoa; Arthropoda; Insecta; Lepidoptera; Sphingidae. The transcript is spliced from 2 exons.